CUCACACCUGGUGGGAUGCACUUCCGAGACAGCAAGAGGAAAGUGGACUAUGUUUUAGCUUAUCACUAUCGGAAAUGUACCUCCCAGUCCAGCGGCGGUUCUCCAAGCCUCUCGCAGAGACCUCCUUCUUUGGCUAUCAUUUCUAAUGGGGAGACGGCCAAAAGUCAAUCUGAACAGCAGCCGCUGCCGCCACAAGGCCAGGAAGCAGCUCCUCCAGAUGCCGAGGUCAUCGAUCUGGGGCCGCUGGAGGCUCUGGAGGAAGCGAAACGGGAGCAGCGGAAAGAGUUUGAAAGCAACCUGAUGGAAGCUGGUCUGGAGAUAGAAAAAGACGCAGAGAAUAAGACACAAGGACUGAGUUUUGUCCGGAUACAUGCACCAUGGAAUGUACUUAGCAGAGAAGCGGAGUUUCUUAAAAUAAAAAUGCCCACUAAAAGGACGUACGAAAUAAAAGAAGAAACGGGAAUUGUCAAUAAGUUGUCUGAAGUAUGGCAGAAGUUUACAAAACCUUUGCAGCCCAAAGUGCCACAGCAAAAUACCACCAGAAUGAAGCAUUUAUCUUAUCCUUUCUCCAGAGAAAAAAUCUAUUUGUACAACAUUCAAGAUAAAGACACGUUUUUUGACAAUGCUACCCGCAGUCGAAUAGUACAUGAAAUUUUGAAGCGUACAUAUAGUACAAAAGCCAAAAACAGUAUGGGUAUUAACACAUUAAUAGCAAAGAAUGUAUAUGAAACAGCCUUUCCCCUCCAUGAUGGUGAAUAUGACGGCGAAAACAAAGAAAUGAAUGAAAGAAAGCUGCUGUAUCAAGAAUGGGCACGAUAUGGAUCGUUUUACAAGUUUCAGCCUAUUGAUCUUGUAAGAAAGUAUUUUGGAGAAAAAAUUGGGAUGUAUUUUGCCUGGCUGGGCUUAUACACAGAGUUUCUUAUUCCAUCUUCGGUAGUUGGAAUCAUUGUGUUUCUGUAUGGGUGCUUAACCAUUGAAAGUGACGUUCCCAGCAAGGAGAUGUGUGACCAGCGUAAUGCCUUCACCAUGUGCCCUCUGUGUGACAAGACGUGUGACUACUGGAACCUUAGUAGUGCUUGUGGCACAGCACGUGCCAGUCACUUAUUUGACAACCCUGCCACCGUCUUUUUCUCCGUUUUCAUGGCACUUUGGGCCACCAUGUUCCUUGAAAACUGGAAGCGUUUGCAGAUGAGACUAAGUUAUUUCUGGGACCUAACUGGCUUGGAGGAGGAAGAAGAACAUCCCAGACCAGAAUAUGAAACCAAAUUGCUGCAGAAGAAAUCCCAAACCGAAAAAUGCAAAAAAACAUGUCAAGAUGAGGAAGAAAAGGAAAAACUGACCUGGAAAGACCGUACCCCUGGCUAUCUAGUGAACUUUGCAUCUAUCUUAUUUAUGAUUUCACUGACGUUUUCAUUGGUCUUUGGUGUGAUUGUGUACCGGAUAACUACAGCGGCAGCACUAUCAAUGAGUCCCAAGGAGUCAACCAAGUCUAACGUCCGAGUGACGGUGACAGCAACGGCUGUCAUCAUUAACCUUGUUGUGAUACUUAUCCUAGAUGAGAUUUAUGGAAUGGUUGCCAAAUGGUUGACAGAAAUGGAGAUACCAAAAACAGAAAAGACCUUUGAGGAGCAUUUAAUUAUGAAAGCUUUCCUUCUGAAAUUUGUGAACUCCUAUGCACCAAUUUUUUACGUGGCAUUUUUUAAAGGAAGGUUUGUAGGCCGACCUGGACAUUAUGUGUAUGUAUUUGCUGGUUACCGAAUGGAAGAGUGUGCUCCUGGAGGCUGCUUGAUGGAGCUUUGCAUUCAGCUAAGCAUUAUCAUGCUGGGAAAACAGCUGAUCCAAAAUAACAUCUUUGAAAUUGGAGUUCCUAAAUUAAAAAAACUGUUCCGGAAGCUAAAGGAUGAGAGGCCUGAGACAAAGGCAAAUGAAUCUGAUCCUUCCAAACCACCUCAGCAGUGGGAGCUGGACCACGCCUUGGAACCUUUCACUGGGCUGACCCCAGAAUACAUGGAAAUGAUUAUACAGUUUGGAUUCGUCACGCUCUUUGUUGCUUCUUUUCCUCUGGCUCCUGUGUUUGCCCUGCUCAACAAUGUCAUUGAAGUUCGCCUGGAUGCCAAAAAGUUUGUCACUGAGCUAAGGAGGCCGGAUACAGUAAGAGCGAAAGAUAUAGGGAUUUGGUUUAACAUUCUGAGUGGCAUUGGAAAAUUUUCAGUAAUAAUUAAUGCCUUUGUCAUAUCCGUCACUUCUGAUUUCAUUCCGCGCCUUGUCUAUCAAUAUGCAUAUAGUCACAAUGGAACCAUGCAUGGCUUCAUCAACCACACUCUCUCAUACUUCAACGUCAGUGAUUUCAAGGCUGGAACCCAGCCAGAAGCCUCAAGUUUUGAACAGGAUGUUUCCCUUUGCAGGUUUAAGGAUUACAGAGAACCACCAUGGUCUGAAAACCAGUAUGAAUUUUCUAAGCAGUACUGGACUGUUUUAUCUGCCCGUUUGGCCUUUGUCGUUAUCUUUCAGAACCUGGUCAUGUUCCUCAGUGUCCUUGUUGACUGGAUGAUCCCAGACAUACCCAAGGAUAUCAGUGAGCAGAUCAAGAAAGAAAAGAGCGAGCUGGUUGAUUUCUUCUUGAGGGAAGAGAAUGAGAAACUGAAACUGAUAGAAAACUUUAUCAGGCGAGACAAGCAAAGGAGCAAGAAUGAGACAAGAGGAAGGAGAAAUCGAGCGGCAAGUUUCUGCCAGUUCAGCCGAAGUCAACGGGGCAGCUUAACAUCCUUUAGUUCACACCACACUGAUGUAUGAUUCCUUGAGGGCAC
Messenger RNA from Zootoca vivipara (common lizard), 2807 nucleotides. It is a transcript of the gene ANO2, whose product is annotated as anoctamin 2. The record is from RefSeq and is a predicted model, not a curated record. Gene Ontology annotation, cellular component: plasma membrane. Gene Ontology annotation, biological process: chloride transmembrane transport. Gene Ontology annotation, molecular function: intracellularly calcium-gated chloride channel activity; protein dimerization activity. NCBI's taxonomy places the organism in Eukaryota, Metazoa, Chordata, Lepidosauria, Squamata, Lacertidae.